Coprinopsis cinerea okayama7#130 is the source of this 663-nucleotide messenger RNA. RefSeq lists its product as hypothetical. Bases 1 to 663 code for a protein of 220 amino acids. NCBI's taxonomy places the organism in Eukaryota, Fungi, Basidiomycota, Agaricomycetes, Agaricales, Psathyrellaceae. The record is from RefSeq and is a predicted model, not a curated record. The transcript has a single exon.
AUGACUUACUACAUCUUGGAUGUAAAGCUUACCCUUUUCAAGUACACUUUUAUCCCCCUUUCAAUCGAGAUGCAGUGGAAGGGUAUACAUCGACAAACCAACAGAAAGGCACGCCCUACUGGUAGCUCGAGCUACGACGUCCACACUUUCCCUUACGCGAACUUGGAGGUGCUCUCGCAUGCUGACCCCCGAUUUGUCAUCUACCAGCUAGGAUCCAAGCUCGAUGCGCUUCGAAAAGAGCAUGGAGUCGGUUUUAAUGGUGUGUUCGAUAAGUGUCCAUACCUCCAACCUCACCGGGAGGCUCUGGUGAUAGCUUACAGAAUCUGGCAAGUGUGGGGAGUGACACCGAGAGAGGAGGAGCAUCCUGACUUUUUCGCCAAUCAAGGCGACGAGGAGGAGGAGUACGAAAGCGAAGCCGAGGAAUCUUCCAUAGAUAGCGAGGAGGACGACCCUUCCUAUGUUUUCUCGGGAGAGGAGGAGUCGGGAGAGGAGGAAUUGGGAGAGAAGGAGUCGGGAGGAGAGGAGGACGGGGAAGACGUUGUGAGUGUCGCAUCAACAGAGCCUGUGCGUAUUCCCACGAGGAAACGCAAACGUGGACGAAAUGUGACACCGACACAGGUAUCCCCUACCCCCAAGUCCGCGAGAAGGGGGCGAAGAGGGUAG